AUGAAGGGUUCUCUCCUCGAAUCCCGCUGGGCCCCAGGUAACCACGACGCCUACGACCAACAUGAACACCCAUCUUACUCCUACAACAAACCCUCCUACCACUCAGUCUCAGCCCCGCAAACCUCACGUUCCUCGAACCCACCAUCACAAUGGCAGUCAAAAGCUCCCUCACAUCCACCGCGCACACAUAGUGUCCCUGCACCACACACGACAUCCUCCUCAUUACCACCACCUAAUACCAACAACCUCCUCCCUCCCGCCGAAGAACUAGCCCGCUUCAUGAAGAUCGUCUCGCGAUUACGUUGGAAACUACCCUUCCUGGCAGAAGCCUACCGCAUAGCCACCGAGAACACCCAGCCAUCCUCUGAAGCAGAAAUCAUGUUCAAGAUCGAUUUCUUCGAAUACUACGCUCUGCUGGAGCGCGCGAUCGUUCAUCUUCUCGCCGUGUUCAACAUCACCGUUUCUUCAGCGGGGGCGGGAGGGCUCCCGGCGCGCGGGCGCUCGUACAAUGCCGGUGGCGGGGGCACAUCGACAACAGGUAGCUACGGGGGAGGAGACAGUGGUUCAGCCCUCUCACGUAACGGCGCCUCAACACUCCACCGCUACCACGCAAACGUUCUCUCCGCGCUCGAGUCUGAAACGAGCCCGCUCACCCCGGUAUUGGGCUCUGGCCAUGUAUUUGAGCAAUUACGGCAAGCAAAGGAGCUACGUAAUCGGUGGAAGACGGCCGAUAUGACGACGGAGCAAUUGGCACGGGAUCCGGUGGGGAAUCGGGACUCGGUGCGGCCGUUGGAGAGUUAUGAUCUGGAGGGGAUCCUGAGUGCGAUCUUUGCGGGGUUGGAGGAGGGGUUUAUGAGGGCCAGAGCGCAUGUUGAAUUGUGUAAGAGGCCUGGAGAGGAGGUGGAGGAAGUAAAGGAGGGAGGGUGGGAUUUCAUGGUUGAUGCGAUGGAUUGGGAGGCGGUUUGA
Messenger RNA from Penicillium diatomitis, 966 nucleotides. RefSeq lists its product as uncharacterized. The coding region runs from base 1 to 966 and encodes 321 amino acids. The record is from RefSeq and is a predicted model, not a curated record. The transcript has a single exon. Lineage: Eukaryota; Fungi; Ascomycota; Eurotiomycetes; Eurotiales; Aspergillaceae.